This is a messenger RNA of Rotaria socialis, 1695 nucleotides long. The record is from the annotation of a GenBank genome assembly. Lineage: Eukaryota; Metazoa; Rotifera; Eurotatoria; Philodinida; Philodinidae.
AUGUCCUGGAGGAGUGUAUUUGAUCGUCUUCCAAAUGAAUUAUAUUUAUCUAUAUUUGAUUAUUUAAAUCCUAUUGAUCUUCUCUAUUCAUUUUCAAAUCUAAAUUUCCGAUUCAAUUCUCUUUUAAAAAGUUAUUCUUGUUUGACAUGCAAAUCUAUUGAUUUAACCAAAUUAAAUCCUCACGUAUUUCAAUAUUAUUGUUCACUACAGCAACUAAAUAAUGAAAUAUAUUCAAUAAAAUUAAAUAACAAUCAAUUAAAAUUUUUAUCAUUUUCAUCAAAUAAUAAACUUACUCGAUUAAAUUUCUUACUUGAAAAUGAUUAUCAUCUUUAUUUAAACGAUCAAUUUAUAAUUAAAAAUUUACAAAUAUUAAAAGUUCGACAUCAUGCAUUAACAUGGCAAAAACCAUUAAUUAUUUGUCAAUAUUUACAACAAGUUACAAUACAUCUAAGAAACCAUUGGGAUCUUAUUGAUCUAUUAAAUAGUUUACCUAUUGUUGAAAAAGUUCAUGCAACUAUUGAUUAUGAUGUAACCAGUUGUCGUGAUAGUUCAUCGCUAGAAGGAUUUUCUUAUUCAAAUAAAUUAAAAGAUUUCUCCUAUAUAAUUCAUUCAAAUCAUGGUCUGAUUUAUUUCGUAACAGACUAUUCAGUUAUUGAAUUAUUAAUUCAAAAUUUAACAAAUUUAUUAAAACUACGUCUUUAUAUAAUUGGAUGUAUGAAUACAAUAAUUGAUGGAUAUCGUCUAGAAAAUAAUCUCUUGAAAUUUUUACCAAAAUUAAAUAAAUUUGACAUUUUUAUUCAAUCGUAUGGAGGAAAUCAAAUUAAAUCCAUGGAACAAUUUCAUUCGUUUAAGUGGAAUUUUGCUUCAUAUACAAAUCAACUAACUGAUAUGCACUUUUUAUUUACAUUACCAUUUAAAUUUCAAUAUCUACACGAAUGUCUUAAUGAAUAUUUUAUUAAUUCGAUUAAAACUAAUUUUCAAAAAUCAAAUGAAAAUUUGCUCAAUAUGAAUUAUGUGAAACAUGUUGAUUUAUCAUGUUCAAUAACAGAAAAUUUCAUAAUUUUAAUACAAAAAUCAUUUCCUUCAUUAGAAUCAAUUUGCUUUUCAUCAUCAACAACAGAAUAUUUAUGUUCAACAUCUUUAUAUCGUCAAUCUCAUUAUUUAAUUAAUUCAAUUCGGACUAUUAUCUUUCAACAUUCUUCUUUAAACUUAAUUCCAUUUAUUCGUCAUUUACCAAAUUUAAAUAAAUUAAUUUUGAAUCAAUCAUUAUUAAAUCAUUUAUUAGAAAAAAUAGAUUUAAUUUAUAUUAGUCAAAUAACAGAAUUACAUGUUUAUAAAUUUCAACGACAUUCUCUUGAAAAUAUUCUGAAUGGUUUUCCAAAUAUUCGCCAUUUAAUAUUAAAAACUCUUCAGACUAAUGACGAACCACCAGUUCGAUCAUUUAUUGAUAAUCGUUGUCAUCAUAAACAUCGUCCCAUAUCUGCAUGUGAUAUUUUAGAAGAAGUAUUUAAAAAAAAAUUAAAUCAAUUGGAAAAAAUUGAAAUUGGUUGUUAUUUUGAACGCGAUGAGCAAAAUCUUGAAGGAAUUUUAUCAAGAUUAAUUACAAAAUAUAUUAGAAUCAAUACUAAAUUUCAUAUAAAUACAGAAGAUUAUAAAUCAACUCGGUGCGGAUCCAUUCAAAUUUUAUUCUUUUAA